Messenger RNA from Rhopalosiphum padi (bird cherry-oat aphid), 981 nucleotides. RefSeq lists its product as uncharacterized. The coding region runs from base 358 to 885 and encodes 175 amino acids. The record is from RefSeq and is a predicted model, not a curated record. The transcript has a single exon. Lineage: Eukaryota; Metazoa; Arthropoda; Insecta; Hemiptera; Aphididae.
AUAAUUAUGUUUCAUUCAAAUACUUAAAAUUAAAUUAAAAAACUACCUAUUUUGUAAAUUUUCAAGAUACCUCAAAACUCGGAAGAGUGGAAAAUUAUAGAAAAAGAUUUUUCCGAAAAAUGGAACUUUCCUCAUUGUUGUGGAUCCAUAGAUGGCAAACAUAUUGUUAUACAGUCACCCAUACAUAGUGGCUCAGAGUUCAUAAACUAUAAAGGCACAUUCAGUGUAGUUUUAUUUGCUUUGGUGGACGCUAAUUACAAUUUUUUGUAUGCAAAUAUAGGAUGCCAAGGGAGAAUAAGUGACGGUGGUGUGUUUAGAAAUACCUCUUUGCACAAAAGUAUAGAACAAAAUGAACUCAUGUUUCCACCAGAUGAACCGUUACCUUUAAGGGAAUUGCAUGUUCCCUACCUGCUUGUUGCGGAUGGUGCAUUUGCAUUUAGUUCACGUAUAAUGAAACCAUACUCCGGAGUGUAUGCAAAAGGUAGUAGAGAAAGGGUAUUUAAUUAUCGACUAUCCCGAGCCCGACGUGUUGUUGAAAAUGCGUUUGGGAUAAUUUCUUCGGUAUUCCGAGUGAUGAGAAAACCGAUGUUACUCGAACCCGAAAAAGUAACAAACAUUACAUUAACUUGUGUAUUGUUACAUAAUUUUUUAAGAAAAAGUAAAACUUCCGCUUCUAAAUAUUCACCGAAUGGGAUAUUUGAUAUUGAAAAUGAAGAAGGGCAGAUUAUUCCUGGUAUGUGGCGACAGGAACAAAAUAGCAUGACAUCUUUACUACCCAUACGUAACAUACCCAGAAGACCCGGAGUGGAAGCUAAAACAAUACGAGAUGAAUACGCUACAUAUUUUUCAACAAACGGAAAAAUACCAUGGCAAGAUCAAUAUUAAAAUUUUAAACACUAUCUUAUUAGGUACCUAUACUAUGACACCAAAAUAAUGUACAAUUAUAUUACCUAUAUAGUAUAUUUAUAUUUAUCAUAUAUU